Molecule: messenger RNA, 1818 nt
Organism: Oppiella nova
Lineage: Eukaryota; Metazoa; Arthropoda; Arachnida; Sarcoptiformes; Oppiidae
Source: the annotation of a GenBank genome assembly
AUGAAUACUCUAAUCAAUAUUUCUUUUGUGGCUAUUAAUAUAAGCCUAAUACUAGCCAGUGACCCGGUGCCCGAACAAAUCCAUUUGUCACUGGGAGGAAAUCCGAGUGAAAUGAUGGUGACGUACACGACGUUCAAGAAAGCGGACCGAUCUAUAGUGCGAUACAACCGAUUGGGUGGACCGGCAUUUGAUGUGAACGCAGAUGUGACUCAUUUUAAAGACAUGAAAGACGAUACCAUGAAAUACGAGGCGUACAUACAUCGGGUUAAGUUAACUGGCCUACAGGCCGGUGUCACUUAUGAGUAUAAGUGUCAGACAGACGACAACUGGUCCGAUGUAUUCAAAUUCAAAGCCCUCGGCAACGACUCGGACACGCCGUUAAGUGUUGCCGUUUACGGUGAUCUGGGUCUCGAAAAUGGUGUAUCGACUCCUCAGUUGAAAAAAGAUGUUAAGAAAGGACUCUACGAUACCAUCUUUCACGUCGGUGAUAUCGCAUAUAAUUUAAAUAAAGACGGCGGAAAAGUUGGCGACGACUUUAUGAAUGAGAUUCAAGAUAUCGCUGCUAACGUUCCCUAUCAGGUGUGUCCAGGAAAUCAUGAAGACAAGAGAAAUUUCACUCAUUAUAUAAAUCGCUUUUCAAUGAUUGACUUCAAGAGUCAACGAAUGCAUAACCAUUACUAUAGCCUAGACUUGGGUUCGGCACACUUUAUAUUCUUCUCGUCUGAGCUAUACUUUUGGUCCGAUUAUUUCACUGACCAUCACCUCAAAUGGCAAUACGAAUGGCUUGAAAAUGAUUUGAAAGAUGCUAAUAAACCAGAGAACAGACAAAAGAGACCCUGGAUUAUCACACUCGCGCACAGACCCAUGUAUUGCAUUAAAGAUAACGAUGAGGAUUGCUUUGAACACGAAUCCAUUCUCCGAAAGGGUAGAAGCGGUGAUGACUUGAAGCUCGUAACCCAUUAUGGUUUGGAAGAUCUGUUUUAUAGAUAUGGAGUCGAUAUUCAAUUUUAUGGACACAAACAUAUGUACGAGAGAUCGUAUCCCAUAUACGACUCUAAAGCAUACAAAGGCACCGAUGUCUACACCAAUCCAAAGGCACCCAUUCAUAUAAUUACUGGAGUUGGGGGAACUACAGACAGACCCAGCCUAAAGAAAGAGUUGCCCGAUUGGACAGCAUUUUAUGCCCGAGACUAUGGAUAUACGCGAAUGAAUGUACAAAAUAAGACACAUAUUCUCAUUGAACAGUACUCUACUGAAAAUUACAGAUGUAAAGCCGACAACAUUUGGUCCAAUGUCUUUUCAUUCAAAGUCCACAAUCCAGAUACACCAUUAAAAGUGGCCAUUUAUGGUGAUCUAGGUCUUAAGAAUGGUGUGUCGACUCGUCAAUUGAUAAAAGAUGUCGAGAAAGGACUUUACGACACCGUAUUUCACAUCGGCGAUAUUGCAUACAAUCUGAACAGUGAUGGUGGAUCAGUUGGGGAUGACUUUAUGAAUAGCAUCCAACCGAUUGCAGCUAACGUUCCCUAUCAGGUGUGUCCGGGAAAUCAUGAGAAGAAAAGAAAUUUCACUCAUUAUAUGAAUCGCUUUUCAAUGGUUGACUUCGCGACACAGCGACUGAACAAUCAUUACUAUAGCGUAGACAUGGGUUCCGCACACUUUGUACUCUUCUCGUCUGAGCACUACUUUUAUCCCCAAUUCUUCACAGAAUCGCAUAUCAAAUGGCAAUACGAAUGGCUUGAAAACGACUUAAAGCAAGCAAACAAACCAGAGUCCAGACAAAAGAGACCCUGGAUUAUAACACUCGCACACAGACCCAUG